Messenger RNA from Aspergillus novofumigatus IBT 16806, 2602 nucleotides. RefSeq names its product electron-transferring-flavoprotein dehydrogenase. The transcript is spliced from 3 exons. The record is from RefSeq and is a predicted model, not a curated record. Gene Ontology annotation, molecular function: iron-sulfur cluster binding; electron-transferring-flavoprotein dehydrogenase activity. Lineage: Eukaryota; Fungi; Ascomycota; Eurotiomycetes; Eurotiales; Aspergillaceae. Gene Ontology annotation, cellular component: mitochondrial inner membrane. The coding region runs from base 392 to 2311 and encodes 639 amino acids. Gene Ontology annotation, biological process: electron transport chain.
GUUUCAUACUGCCUGAGCAAACGAAGCCCUUCACCUACGUAGUGUUCAUGUCCACUGUUGAAUUCGGCUUCCGACGGAAUGAACAGUUUACCAGCGGAAAGACGAGGUAGGAUGAGGAUGAUUCCGAUCACCGAAAUUCCCAUUGGCUGAGCUUACCUCGGGUACUGCCAACUUGACUGUCCACCGCCAAAUUCGGCCAUCCCACGAAAGUCCCACCAUAGCCUUUAAGUCAUACUCGGGUUGUCCACAGGGCAUCUUCUGUGAUUAAUAUCUUCUCGAAGUUUUUCUUCUUGGAAAGGCUAAACUGCCAUGUCUGCUCAUUGUCUGUAGACUUCAGAGGUACUGAAAGUGGCAGUUCGAAUCCCCUGUUGCAAUUUUCUCCGAUAUCGCAAUGGCUUCAAAAGGAGCCGUCUUGCCUCUCUUGAGGCGCGAGUUGCAAACAAAUCGCACGCAACUGAAUAGAGCCGCUUCAUCCUUCUCGACUGUUGCUACGACUGUUCGGAACAGGAGAGCAGUGUCCGCUAGGCAUUCGGCCCGCCACACCGCGCUUUUCUCUCAGAGACAACUACUCGGUCAACCUCGGGCAUUUUCGCAGUCGCUAUCGACAAGGCUUGCAGAUGAGCAUGAUCAGUUCGAUCCCCGUCAAGUAGAAAGGGAGUCGGAUGAGGUGGACGUGUGCAUUGUUGGCGGCGGUCCUGCCGGUCUCGCCGCAGCUAUUCGACUAAAGCAACUCGCAAACGAGGCUGGAAACGAGGAGUUCCGUGUGAUUUUGCUGGAGAAAGCGGGAGAGCUGGGCGCACAUAUACUUUCAGGCAAUGUUCUCCAACCAACUGCAAUGAAUGAGCUUCUGCCUGGUUGGUUGUCCGAGGAGAAUGCAUCCCGAUUUGAGGGCGCAACACCGGCGCGGGAGGACAAGAUGCGCUUUUUGACCAAGAACUCGUCGUUCCCGAUUCCCGCACCGCCUCAAAUGAACAAUCAUGGCAACUACAUUGUCAGUCUAAACGAGCUGACGAAGUGGUUGGGUGAGCGAGCUGAGGAAUUGGGAGUUGAGAUCUACCCUGGCUUUGCCGCUAGCGAGUUGGUCUACAAUUCCGAUGGCUCCGUCCUCGGCGUUGCGACGAACGAUCUUGGUGUUGGUCGGGACGGCAAGCCCAAGGACAAUUUUGAGCGGGGUAUGGAGUUCCAUGCUCGUGUCACUCUCCUCGCCGAGGGCUGCCAUGGUAGUUUAACGAAGCAGGUGAUCAAGAAGUACGACCUCAGACGCGAUAGUCAACCCCAGACUUACGGUAUCGGGUUGAAGGAGGUGUGGGAGAUUCAACCGGAAAAGUUCAAGUCGGGAGAAAUCGUGCAUUCUAUGGGAUACCCGCUUCCUUCGGACACCUACGGUGGUGCCUGGAUGUACCAUUUUGGGGAGAACUUGGUCAGCAUUGGGUUGGUGGUUGGUUUGGACUAUCCAAACCCGUGGCUUUCACCUUACGGAGAGUUCCAGAAGCUCAAGCAGCACCCCUUGUUCAGGGAGGUCUUGGAGGGCGGUAAAUGCAUCUCCUAUGGUGCUAGGGCACUCAGCGAGGGUGGCUUCCAGUCGAUUCCCAAAUGUGCUUUCCCAGGAGGCGCUCUCAUCGGUGACACUGCUGGCUUCAUGAACGUUCCCAAAAUCAAGGGUACUCAUUCGGCUAUGAAAUCAGGCAUGUUGGCAGCGGAGGCUACAUUCAAUGCUUUGCAGAAUGACAACAACGGUACUGUCUUCCUUUUCGAAUACGAGGAUGCUCUCCGAAAGUCCUCUAUCUGGAAGGAGUUGUACGAAGUGCGCAAUAUGCGGCCCUCAUUCAAAUCGGCGCUCGGUCUUUACGGUGGUAUCCUCUACUCCGGCUUAGAAGCCUUCUUGUUCCGCGGUAAAACACCCUGGACACUCAAGCACCACGGUACAGAUGCAGCAUCCACCAAAUCGGCAUCUGAAUGUGAGAAGAUCGAAUACCCCAAACCCGACGGCGUUAUCAGCUUCGAUAUCCUGACCAGUGUGAGCCGAACGGGAACGAACCACGAGGAGGACCAGCCUGUUCAUUUGCAGGUCGCUGAUUGGGACAAGCAUACGGACAUCGCUUGGCCCAAGUACCAGGGCGUUGAAAACAGAUUCUGUCCGGCUGGCGUCUACGAGUACGUCGAGGAUCCAAGCAAGCAGCACGGCGUUCGCUUCCAAAUCAAUGCCCAAAACUGUAUCCACUGCAAGACGUGUGAUAUCAAGGUACCGACACAAGAUAUCAAUUGGCAAACACCCCAGGGCGGAGAAGGCCCUAAAUACUUCAAGACAUAAGCUCAUAGCCACUGUAAUUUCUCUUUCGUUUACGGUGUCUUCAACUGUUUCUGUGUCAUUUGGAAUGGAUAGUUCGAGUUCAUCCUCCCCGGACUUCCGUCGAUCAACUCUACGGGUUAGAGCAUCCUUUUACUCUGUUGACAUCUUGUUUCUACUGACAAGUUCUCCCUCUCGGGUGAUGUUUGUACUAUACAAAAGGAUAUACAAAACUCAGGGUACAUGAAUGUACAGGUUGAUUAGAUAUACAUGUAUCAACAGACUCGCAUUACUACACUGCAUACGGAAGUAGAA